AUGUCUCUGUCCAAGUUCACCGGCGCAGCCGUGCUGCUUGCCCUCGCCCCCACCGCCAUGGCCCUGGGCCAGGCCACCGUCGUCAACAACUGCGGUUUCCCCAUCUACUACGCCUCGGUCGGCCAAAGCCAGCACGCCGAGAUGCAGCAAAUGCAGGGCAGCUACUCUGAGCAGUUUGGCGAGCAAGGCAACGGAAUCUCCAUCAAGCUCGCCCCCAGCGCUGAUGCCAACCCUACUCAGUUCGAGUUCACCUGGGCGGACGGCAAGAUCAACUACGACCUGUCCAACAUCAACGGUAACCCCUUCGCCAAUGAGGGCAUGUCCCUGGUGCCUUCGAUGUCGAACGACCCCAACAACCCAACCUGUGUUCCCAUCAACUGCGCCGCCGGUGACUCCGUCUGUGAUGCCGCCUACAACCAGCCUGAUGAUGUCCGCACUCACGUGUGCAGUGACAACGCUGACCUCGUGCUCACCAUGUGCCCCGGUGGUAGCAGCGGCACCCCAUCAAGCUCUGGCUCAAGCUCUGGCUCAGAGACUAGCACUGCUUCGCCCUCCGCCAGCGCUGUUGCCAGCUCUGCCCCCGCUGCGUCUUCCACCACUACCUGGGGUGGCAGGCCUCCCUCCAAGCGCGCCGAGCACGGCCACCAGCGUGUUCACUCGCGCGCUUUCCGCGUGUAA
Molecule: messenger RNA, 678 nt
Organism: Cyphellophora europaea CBS 101466
Lineage: Eukaryota; Fungi; Ascomycota; Eurotiomycetes; Chaetothyriales; Cyphellophoraceae
Exons: 1
Coding region: 1-678 (225 amino acids)
Source: RefSeq, a predicted model, not a curated record